CGUUUUACGGGCAGCGGGGACAACUGAAAAGAUGUUAAAACAGAAAGAGGAAAAUAAAAUAAACCGUAUAAAAGCGUCAGUUGGUUUCCGUUUGACAUGUUUGCUGUGAGAAGCUCCUCCAUCCUUCUCUUCCGCGCCAUUAUUAACCCAAAAGUUUUUACAUUGCGUUAACGUGCUUCAUCCAAAACCCUAAUUCUUUCCCCCCAUUUCCCUCUAAAUUCCCAAUCUCAUUUCGAAGGCCCUAAACCAUUUCUUCUUUCGCUGCACCACAGAUAUGAUCACGGUCGUCCGUCGGGACCAAUCGUUGCACCGCCGCUGCCUCAAUUCCAGGCCGUCCGGCCAGAUCGUCGGCGAAUCGGGAGCCUAAAGUUCGGUGAUUCAAUCACAAUGUCUUGGGGAUUGGGAUGGAAGAGGCCCUCCGAGAUCUUCCAUCUCACUCUUAACUACGGCACGGAUGAACCUCCGGAGGAUCCUGGCCGUACAUCCUCGUCUUCUUCGUGCUCGUCAGUGUCGUCUGCUUCGGCGUCUUCGUCGCCUUCGCCUUCCAUAUUGUCUCAGGAUCAAGAACUGGGGUUUCGGAUUGAUUUGGAUUGGUCGGCCGGCGACGAUGAGGAUCAGGUCGCUCUUAGGCUCCAGUCGCAGCUCAUGGUUGCACUGCCGUUGCCGCAGGACACGGUGGUCGUGGAGUUCAGGAGCGGAGAGGAGGGACAAGAAGCGAAUGUGUGUGUGGAUAUGAAGGUGCUGAGGAGGAGAGAGCCGUUGAGGGCUGUGACCUUGUCCAAGACGACCGGCUCUGGCCAGCAGAACGAUGGCACUGGGGUUUUGACGCGAUUGUUGCGGUCGAGCCUUUCGUCGACAAUGCCGGGAGUCGGGGAUGGUGUGUCUGGUUGUGGCGAGCAUUGGAAGAGCGUCACUUUGCUCAAUCUUUGUGGCUGUGGCUUGUCGGUAUUGCCCAUAGAGCUCACUCGCUUGCCCAUUCUUGAGAAGCUAUACCUUGAUAACAACAGGCUAUCACUUUUGCCAUCUGAGCUUGGUGAGCUGAGAAGCUUAAAAGUGCUGAGGGUAGACUAUAACAUGUUGACUUCCGUACCUGUUGAAUUGAGACAGUGUGUCAAACUGGUGGAAUUGUCAUUGGAACACAACAAGCUUGUUCGGCCUCUCCUUGAUUUCAGGGCUAUGGCUGAGUUGAGGGUUCUUAGGUUAUUUGGUAAUCCUCUUGAAUUUCUUCCUGAAAUCUUGCCACUUCAUAAACUUCGCCAUUUGUCUCUUGCAAAUAUGAGGAUUGUGGCAGAUGAAAAUUUGAGAUCAGUGAACGUACAGAUAGAGAUGGAAAACAGUUCUUACUUUACUGCAUCUAGGCAUAAGCUGAGUGCCUUCUUCUCUCUUAUAUUUCGUUUUUCUUCUUGUCAUCACCCCUUACUAGCAUCUGCACUUGCAAAGAUAAUGCAAGACCAUGGGAAUCGUGUAGUUGUUGGUAAAGAUGAGAAUGCAGUGAGGCAGCUUAUAAGUAUGAUAACUAGUGACGACCGUCAUGUGGUUGAACAAGCAUGUUCUGCCCUUUCAUCUCUUGCUGCAGAUGUCUCCAUUGCAAUGCAGUUGAUAAAAUCUGAAAUCAUGCAACCCAUUGAAACAGUAUUGAGAUCUGUUUCAACGGAGGAAGUAAUUUCCGUAUUGCAAGUUGUGGUGAAGCUGGCUUUUGCAUCUGAUACUGUAUCUCAGAAGAUGUUGACCAAGGAUGUGCUAAAGUCAUUAAAAUUUUUAUGUGCCCACAAGAACCCUGAGGUGCAAAGGUUAGCUUUGUUAGCAGUUGGAAAUUUGGCCUUUUGUUUGGAGAAUCGCCAGCUUCUGGUUACUUCUGAAAGUUUGCGGGAGCUUUUGUUGCGCUUGACAGUUGCACCUGAGCCACGUGUGAACAAAGCUGCAGCUCGUGCCUUGGCAAUUCUUGGGGAGAAUGAAAAUCUACGACGUGCUAUAAGGGGAAGGCAGGUGCCAAAGCAAGGACUACGCAUACUGUCAAUGGAUGGUGGUGGUAUGAAAGGGUUGGCAACUGUGCAAAUUCUUAAAGAAAUUGAGAAGGGCACUGGAAAACCGAUACAUGAGUUGUUUGACCUUAUAUGCGGCACAUCAACUGGUGGCAUGCUUGCUAUUGCCCUUGGUGUUAAGCUAAUGACAUUAGAUCAAUGUGAAGAAAUAUACAAAAAUCUCGGAAAACUUGUCUUUGCUGAACCUGUACCAAAGGACAAUGAAGCUGCAACUUGGAGGGAGAAGUUGGAUCAGCUUUAUAAAAGUUCAUCACAAAGUUUUAGGGUUGUUGUACAUGGAUCUAAACACAGCGCAGAACAUUUUGAAAGGUUGUUGAAGGAAAUGUGUGCUGAUGAAGAUGGAGACCUGUUAAUAGAGUCUGCAGUCAAAAACAUUCCCAAGGUUUUUGUUGUGUCAACUUUGGUGAGCGUUAUGCCUGCUCAGCCUUUUGUAUUUCGCAAUUAUCAGUACCCUCCCGGAACACUAGAAGUGCCUCUCUCAAUUUCAGAAAGUUCAGGAAUCACCAUACUAGGAUCACCUACUAUAGGUGCUCAAGUUGGCUAUAAGCGCAGUGCUUUUAUAGGAAGUUGUAAGCAUCAAGUAUGGCAAGCUAUAAGAGCAUCAUCUGCUGCUCCCUAUUAUCUUGAUGAUUAUUCAGAUGAUGUAAACCGUUGGCAAGAUGGUGCAAUAGUGGCGGACAAUCCUACAAUUUUUGCCAUAAGAGAAGCACAACUUCUAUGGCCAGACACAAAAAUUGACUCCCUAGUUUCAAUUGGUUGUGGUUCAAUUCCAACAAAGGCACGAAAAGGUGGUUGGCGCUACUUGGAUACUGGGCAAGUGUUGAUUGAGAGUGCAUGCUCUGUGGAUCGGGUAGAGGAAGCUUUAAGCACAUUGCUUCCUAUGCUUCCUGAAAUACAGUAUUAUCGAUUUAAUCCAGUUGAUGAACGAUGUGAUAUGGAACUGGAUGAAACUGAUCCAGCAGUUUGGCUGAAAUUAGAAGCUGCAGUUGAGGAAUACAUCCAAAACAAUUCUGUUGCCUUUAAGGAUGUCUGUGAGAGGCUACUGUUGCCUUUCCAACAAGAUGAAAAAUGGUCCGAGAAUUUGAGGUCUCAACAUUUUCUCAAGACAAAGGCUUCAAGUUCUGGUGAGAAAAGUCCAUCUCUAGGUUGGAGGCGUAACGUGCUACUAGUUGAAGCUUCCCAUAGUCCAGAUUCUGGACGUGUUUUGCACCAUGCUCGUGCAUUAGAGUCAUUUUGUGCCCGUAAUGCAAUACGGUUAUCUCACAUGCAAGGAAUAGUAGGAUUCGUGAAGACGGUGCCAGCAACAAAAUUUCCAACACCAUUUGCUUCGCCUCUGUUUACAGGAAGCUUCCCAUCAAGCCCUCUUUUAUUCAGUCCUGAUUUUGGACCACAAAGGGCUGGUCGGAUUGAUUUAGUCCCACCUUUAAGUUUAGAUGGUCAUUCUGCAAAGGCAACCACAUCACCACCAAAGUCUCCUUCAGGACCCAGACAGCUCUCUUUACCUGCUCGGUCAUUGCAUGAGAAGUUACAGACUUCACCACAAGUAGGCAUUAUACAUUUGGCUCUUCAAAAUGAUUCACUUGGUUCAAUAUUAAGUUGGCAGAAUGAUGUUUUUGUGGUUGCUGAACCUGGGGAGCUUGCAGAGAAAUUUCUACGGAGUGUUAAACUGAGCUUUACAUCAGUGAUGCAGAGCCGUCGCAUAAAGGAUGCAUCACUUGCAAAUAUUUCUACUAUUUCUGAUUUGGUUGCAUGUAAGCCCCACUUCCAAAUUGGAGGCAUUGUCCAUCGAUAUAUUGGACGCCAAACCCAAGUUAUGGAGGAUGACCAAGAAAUUGGAGCAUACUUGUUUCGUAGAACAGUCCCUUCUAUGCACCUAACACCUGAUGAUGUUCGUUGGAUGGUUGGAGCUUGGAGGGACAGGAUCAUCAUUUGCACAGGAACGUAUGGGCCUACCCCUACAAUGGUUAAAGCAUUUUUAGAUUCUGGUGCCAAAGCUGUUAUAUGUUCUUCAGUUGAGCCCCCAGAAAUGCAGCUGACAACGAUCCAUGGAUCUGGGGAGUUCAGUGCUUUUGAAAAUGGGAAGUUCGAGAUAGGUGAGGAAGAAGCUGAAGAUGAAGAUGCUGAACCAGCCAGUCCGGUGAGUGAUUGGGAAGACAGUGACCCUGAGAAAAAUGGGGAUCACCCUACGGGUAUUUGGGAUGCAGAUGAGGAAGAAAUGUCGCAUUUUGUUUGUCAAUUGUAUGAAUCGCUGUUCCGGGAGGGUGCAUCUGUGGACAUUGCUCUACAACAUGCUCUUGCCUCACAUCGGAAGUUGAGAUACGUAUGCCAUCUACCCUGUACACAGUAGUUUGUUAGAUAAGAAUCCGGUAUAGACAAAUGAAAAUUAAAACAAAAAAGUACAGUUGAGAGAGAGAGAGAGAGAGCAUAAGUGUGGGUGAAUAUUGAGAAAAUAAUGAGAGAACAAUCAAUUUUGAGGCUUACAACAAGAAAAUGUACUGGCUAUCAUUUAUUACAUGAUUAAAUUGUUCUACAUUAAUUUAUAAAUGGGAACCAAAUUUUUGUUUCUGCUA
Molecule: messenger RNA, 4612 nt
Organism: Ziziphus jujuba (common jujube)
Lineage: Eukaryota; Viridiplantae; Streptophyta; Magnoliopsida; Rosales; Rhamnaceae
Product: phospholipase A I
Exons: 18
Coding region: 388-4389 (1333 amino acids)
Biological process (GO): fatty acid metabolic process
Cellular component (GO): membrane
Molecular function (GO): protein binding; glycerophospholipase activity
Source: RefSeq, a predicted model, not a curated record